Molecule: messenger RNA, 1944 nt
Organism: Panicum virgatum (switchgrass)
Lineage: Eukaryota; Viridiplantae; Streptophyta; Magnoliopsida; Poales; Poaceae
Product: metal tolerance protein 1
Exons: 2
Coding region: 16-1587 (523 amino acids)
Biological process (GO): zinc ion transmembrane transport
Cellular component (GO): vacuole; plasma membrane
Molecular function (GO): zinc ion transmembrane transporter activity
Source: RefSeq, a predicted model, not a curated record
AUUCCCGUAGUUGGUAUGGAGUUUUGUCGGACGGAUGGUGCUUUGUUGAUUGAUUUGGGGGAAAGGACGAAUGCCGCGGUCGGGGUCACGGCGAGGGAUCAAAACGAAUCUUCAUUCCGUCGAUCCGACAACUACGUGGGCGUCAAUUGCCGGUCGUUUUCUCCGCAUUAUUCUUCAGGACUGCGAUUCCGUUGGUCUUCCCCCCUUGUCCGGGACCGCGCGACGUGGUGGAUAGGUUCACUCAGUAGGGUAGGGUCGGCUGGUUCCAUCGUAUCAUCAUGCUGCUCGGCUACUUCGCUUCUUUCAUGUCAUGUCAAAUGCCACCGCUGCGUGAUGGAAAGCCAUAGUUCAUCACAUCCUCAGAUUGCUGAAGUGAAAAUGGACAUCUCACCAUCAGCUUCUGGAGCAGCAGGGAACAAAAUCUGCAGAGGUGCUGCCUGUGAUUUCUCUGAUUCCAGUAACAGCUCGAAAGAUGCCAAGGAGAGAUCCGCAUCCAUGAGGAAGCUUAUAAUUGCUGUGAUCCUUUGCAUCGUAUUCAUGACAGUGGAAGUGGUUGGAGGCAUCAAAGCAAACAGUCUUGCAAUCUUAACUGAUGCAGCUCAUCUUCUUUCUGACGUGGCAGCUUUUGCCAUAUCAUUAUUCUCUCUUUGGGCUGCUGGAUGGGAAGCAACACCACAACAGUCUUACGGGUUCUUUCGUAUUGAGAUUCUUGGUGCAUUGGUCUCCAUUCAGCUCAUAUGGCUGCUUGCUGGCAUACUCGUAUAUGAGGCUAUUGUAAGGCUCAUUAAUGAGAGCGGUGAGGUGCAGGGCUCCCUCAUGUUUGCUGUAUCAGCUUUUGGAUUGUUUGUCAACAUCAUAAUGGCUGUACUGCUAGGGCAUGAUCAUGGACACGGCCAUGGCCAUGGCCAUGGACAUUCGCAUGAUCAUAGCCAUGGUGAUUCAGAUGAUGACCAUUCACACCAUGAAGAACAAGAACAGGGCCAUGUGCAUCGCCACGAGCACAGCCAUGGAAGUUCUAUUACUGUCACAACCCAUCACCACCACCACCCAAGCACUGGACAACAUCAUGAUGCUGAGGAACCAUUGCUUAAGCAUGAAGCCAGCUGUGAGGGCACCCAAUCUGCUGCCAAACCAGCUAAGAAACCUCGCCGCAAUAUCAAUGUACACAGUGCUUAUCUUCAUGUGCUUGGAGAUUCAAUCCAGAGCAUCGGGGUAAUGAUAGGUGGGGCUAUCAUCUGGUACAAGCCUGAGUGGAAGAUCAUCGAUCUCAUCUGCACCCUCAUCUUCUCUGUGGUUGUACUGUUUACCACAAUCAGGAUGCUGCGCAACAUACUUGAAGUACUGAUGGAGAGCACUCCCCGUGAGAUUGAUGCCACCAGGCUCGAGAUGGGGCUCUGCGAGAUGGAUGGUGUGGUUGCUGUCCACGAGCUUCAUAUCUGGGCCAUCACAGUAGGGAAGGUGCUCCUAGCAUGCCAUGUGACAAUAGCAAGGGAAGCCGAUGCCGAUCAGAUCCUUGACAAGGUGAUCGGAUACAUCAAGACAGAGUACAACAUCAGCCAUGUGACCAUUCAGAUUGAGCGUGAGUAGGGAUAUAAAGGGUGUCUUCGCUGGUUAUCUUGUUCAUGUCAGUUAAUACUGCUUUUUGCACCAGGUAAGGCAUCAGCCACUCAACCGAGCCAUAAUGUGCUCACAGGUUCAUCAGCUUUGAUGCUGGUUAAUAUAAUCUAUUACUAGUCUAUUAGGUGAAGGAGUUAUUCGGGUGGCGUAGUUGUCGGUCUGUGCAUUCACAUGGAUGAAUUUUUCGGACAUGUUGUGAGUUCAUCGAAUUGCAUCUGUAGUGAGAAAUAAUUUAGCAACCUGUGUCGUCACCUUUGUGUAAGAUAAUGUUUAUGGCAUGAAAGGUAUGAAGUUAGUGAGUGGAAUAUGACCGUUUGUUUUGAGCUC